AUGGAACGUUCCAUACCGGCACUACAGCAACGGACGACAUCCUUCAACCCCGAGGCGGCCACCUUCAGUCCUGUAGUUAGCUCUCCCAUCCUGGAGAUUACUGAAUCACUCUCAGCUAUAUCAUCAACAGUAGCUCAGGCUACGACCCCGGUCUUUCCAAUAGCGCCAAUGUUCAACUACUCGCUGUUCCAGGCCUAUGAGAGUAUGCACUCACUUUACCGCAGAGAUCAUCUGACACCGGCACCCGUCCGUCUAGAGGAAUUCCUAACCCCUGAUACGCAAGCCCUGGUCAGGAAGCUGGAAGAGCAUCCCGAUAUUCAAGAAAUACAAGCACCCCACUCGCAAACACAAGAGACCCCACAAAGCACGCAGGCUGUUGCAGGUACUACAACCAAACUGCCUCUUUUCACAUUUCCAACACGACAGCCUCAAUCAGACUACAGCGCAGUGGAUGUCAACGAACUCAGCGCCGGUCUUGGACUUCCGGCACUGAAAGUCGAUGCUCACGAUGAGACGUGUUCGGUCGUAUCUCAAAGAUCUCGACGUUCGCAGGCGAACCCCGGGGCGCUAUAUGGCAAGCUGAUCGGCUGGGCAUUGGAUAAGCCUCUGACCGCCAAAGGCCUUGCAGAAUUUCUACAGAACCCGGACUCAAACUCCCCUUCAGUAGCGCCAGCUGCUGCCUCUUUGAGUUCCACCACGACAACAAUUCGCCAGACCACAGGGGCAACACACUCACCAUCCAGUUUUGACCCAACUCAGAAGCUUGAUAAUGCGCGAACUACUUUCUGGGCUGACACAGAAGCUCCAACCAGGACAACGAAUGCUCCGAAGGGUUCGUCUGCCUUCCAGCACCAACAUCGGCGCAGCUCGAAUUCCUCUGCUUCCUUUCGACACCACACACGAGACACAUCAAACAGAAGGUAUUCUCGACGCGCAUCACGAGCGAAACGUAUGGAUCAGGGGCCCAUGCCCUCAGCGGCGGACAUCUACCCUGAAGAUGCGAACUGGACGCCAUAUGCACCAAUACACGAGGGUGCCGACUAUAUGUCACACCACGGCCAGGCCUUCGAGCAACCACGAGUGAUUGUCGAUAAUACCUUCAAUUGGCCCACACCUGCCCAAGUGUACCGGCCCGAGCCGGCACCCACAACAGCCGACAUUGACGAUGCCGAUACUGACGUCCUCGCUCUAAUGGGCGAACUACCGGUACCUUCGCUGAGUACACUUGAGAAUCUUGGUGUUCUGCAGGAUUCAAACGAUUUCCCUAGUCUCGACAGUCCUUGCGAUUCCCGUGCACUCACUCCGGCUCAAUUUGAUGGGUCUAGGUAUGGAAUGAAGUUUCAUGGCAUCGCGCUGGGUGAUGAGUGGGAGCUGCCCAAGUUUGGUGGCUUUGCAAAGACCGAGUCUUUCAGGGUUCGACCUAGGGAACAUGAUGGUUGGGGAGGUUGGGAGUGGGCACUGAGGAAGGGCUGGGAUGUCUAG
Ascochyta rabiei is the source of this 1482-nucleotide messenger RNA. RefSeq lists its product as uncharacterized. The coding region runs from base 1 to 1482 and encodes 493 amino acids. Lineage: Eukaryota; Fungi; Ascomycota; Dothideomycetes; Pleosporales; Didymellaceae. The record is from RefSeq and is a predicted model, not a curated record. The transcript is spliced from 3 exons.